This is a messenger RNA of Lithohypha guttulata, 702 nucleotides long. RefSeq lists its product as uncharacterized. NCBI's taxonomy places the organism in Eukaryota, Fungi, Ascomycota, Eurotiomycetes, Chaetothyriales, Trichomeriaceae. The coding region runs from base 1 to 702 and encodes 233 amino acids. The record is from RefSeq and is a predicted model, not a curated record. Gene Ontology annotation, cellular component: outer membrane. The transcript has a single exon.
AUGUCCGGCCCAUACAACCAAGGCGGCUACGGCGGCUACCCUCAACAGCCUGCCUACGGCCAAGGCUACACCGAUCCCAAUGCCUACCCACAAAACCCUCAAUACGCCCAGCAACAAGGCGGGUACGGUGCUCAAGAAUUCGCACCUAUACAGCGACAGGACUCGUACGGUCCCCCACAACACGGCGGCUUCCAACACGGCCAAGCAGGCGGGGUAUACGGACAAUACGAUGCUAGUAACCCCCAAGGCCAUGCAGGAUACUAUGGUGGCUACCAGCAACAACAGCCACAAUAUGGUCAGCCUCAGCAGCAGCAACAGUACCCUCAACAGCAACAACAGCAAUACGGCACCCACGAUUCAUUCGCCGCAAACCAAGCAUACCAGAACCAGAUGGUCGGUCAGGGUCAGGCACCUACAGGCGCCCAGCCAGACUACCAGUUCCAGAAACAAUCUUCUGACCCAAAUGCACCGAACUACGAUCCCAAUGCUCCUCCAAUGACUGAGCAGGAUCGCGGUCUACUGGGUGCCCUCGGUGGUGGUUUCGCCGGACACAAGUUUGGUGGAAAGCAAGGUCAUGGGUUCUUGGGAACUGUUGGCGGUGCUAUUGUGGGUAGUUUUGCGGAGGACUUUUUGAAGAAAAAGAAGAGGACGGGUGGGAGCAGUCAUGGUGGUAGUCAGUGGGGCGGUGGGUCGAGGUGGUAG